Temnothorax curvispinosus is the source of this 3858-nucleotide messenger RNA. RefSeq lists its product as uncharacterized. The record is from RefSeq and is a predicted model, not a curated record. Bases 1480 to 3633 code for a protein of 717 amino acids. Lineage: Eukaryota; Metazoa; Arthropoda; Insecta; Hymenoptera; Formicidae. The transcript is spliced from 14 exons.
ACUUUUGAAAUUGGAUAUUAAUUUAAUGUUUGAUUUCUUCUCUACGAAAACAGGCAAUUAUGUGGAUUCAGCAAUUUUUCCUCUUCCCGAUUUAGUUUCUCUCAAGUAAUUUGUCCAAGUCAACAUUAAAAUUCGUUGUUACGAUCUAGGAUCUUGAGACAUCCCAAAAUAUCCGAGCUAUUUUGCUAUUUUGCAACAGUCAUUAACCUAUGUUUUAAAAAAAAUAUCUACCGUAACGCGCCAUUAUCGAAUAACGACAUUCCGAGAAAGCAGCAAUAUGCAAUUCCCUUAUAUUACAUUGUUAUUAUAUGUUCACGAAAGAGUCGCUUAUUUUGCGAAGCGCGUUAGAUAUACCGUCUUGCUGUAUCGAUGUACAUAUAUAUGCCACUGGCUAACGAGCGUAAACGAUGCCAGGUAGUUACGUAAAACGAAGGACACGGGUUUCGAUGUUCGCCAUCGAUAUAGGCUUCCAAUGCUUGUUCAAUUCUAUUGGCUACACCGUGGGAAAACUCUGUUAACGCUGUAACAGCUAGAACAUUUCGCGGCCGCACUAAAAAAAAAACAGCCUUGGGUAGCAUCUUAAAAUAAUUUAUUUGAUCAGAAGCUUAUAACCAAAUCUUUUUCAUAUUUAUUUCAAAACAGUCCUUUUUUUCCUUUAGAUUUUAUCUUUGUAAAAAUGGAUGCUGGUUGAAUCAAAACUGGCAAACUGUAUUUGCACUUUCUUUUGGACCGCCCUAUACUUAAUUAUGCAAAUGACCAUCCAUAAGUGAGCACUUCUGUAGCGAUAACGAUGCGACGACACGAAGGCCGAAUUUGUGUCAACGGUGAGCGAACGUCGCACACUUGGGCGGCGCGGAACAUCCCAGAUAAUCGUUUGCCGACCUCGCCAUCGUUCUUUUUCCUUUUUUUUUUUUAACGACAAUGCCGGUGAAUGGAUGGUCGCGCGGUGCCGGUAUUUACCCAGCCGCAUCCGAUCGUUCGAUCACACACAGGCAGGCGGAUGGGAAUGCCCCUCUGCUCUUCCUCGUCGUAUCCGCCGUUGUGGCACGGUGCACGGUGCACGGCGGAUCGCUUUUCAUUUCGUUACGUGUCUGCCUCGCAGCCGCACGGUAAAGCCGGCGCAGGUCCCGGCGCCGAUAUCUCACUCUCCGCUCCGGCAGAACGAACGUAAGGACGGAUGUCCAUCGAGAGUGAAUCGCGAGCGCAGCUCGAUGAGAGAAGCGCGUGAGAAGCUGGAGCCGCGCAGGAGGUGCACCGAUCUCUAAUCCGGCCGGCGAUGCACGUCCCAGCUAAGUGUGACGAUCGCUACUAAAGAGAGUUCAAUGACGGAUCGGCGUUUGCACAACAGCGUACAUCAGUGGUGCGAUUAGAAGCAGGAGAUGCCGUUCCGGAGGUAGAACGAUCUGGAAAAAAUUCCUGAAAAAAAACCAUCUGUCGCAAUUUGGUCUUGUCCCGUAGUUUGUAGUGCAAACAUACAAGAUGACGACAUUGCGUUUCGCCGGCAUGAUUUUCACCUACUGCCUUGUUUUAAGUACAGGUUGGUCUGAGAGUUGUCAGGAUCAAGAUACGGGAUGGGAAAAGAUCGUCGGGGCCAAGCCAGCAAACGCUAUAGAGACUGUAAUUUACAGAAACGGUGUUACAGAAACGUCCAUAGGUAACAAUGGUAUCAUCGCGCCUUGCUUUGACAGGUGUAAAAGUCUGAAUUGCACAGCUUUCGUAGUCGACUUCGCGAGGAACAUCUGCUACAGUGUGCAAGUAAAAAGCGAGGAACUCAUUCCCGAAACGAAUGCCACACUGUUCCAUCAGAUCUGUAUUACAGUCCCACCGAGCUGCAAACAGCAGAGAUUGUGGCAAGUAGAAAGAACCUUGGGAGCUAUAUUGAAAGAGGGGCAGUCCGGCUGGUUUCAUCAAGCACUAAAGAGAAGCGAGUGUUACGAGAAGUGUUUGCAAGCAGGAGACGAAUGUGCGUCCGCGCAAUACCGUACGGGCGAGCCUUUGUCAAUCAACGAUACCAUUGGUACGUGUUCGUUGUCGAAGCUCGAAAGGGGUACCAGACCGCAAGCCUACAGAUCGUCGAUGUAUCGAGAUGAGUAUCUACAGGAUCAGUGCCAUAAUAUAACGAAGAAGAGCUAUUGUUCCUAUGCAGAAUUCCGGAACGUAUCGUUGCCAUAUUCGGAUGUGGCGUUGCCAGGACUUGACCUAAAGCAGUGCGAGGAGAGAUGUGACCGCAGUGUGGAUGGUUUCAUUUGCAGAGCCUACACUGUCGACUAUUCGGAAGAAAAACCGCUCUGUCUCCUGCAUUCCGAUAGCACAAUCGGUCUUGGAGUUAGUUCGCUGGUUACCAGACCUAACGUGGUCUACAAGGAACAAGAGCCUUGUCUAGAUCUGAAAGUGGAGUGCGGCGAAUCAACCAUGACAGUCAUACUGACCACUCCGGAGCCCUUCGUAGGACGGAUGUACGCGACUGGAUACGGGGACAUCACUACUUGCAGCAUUAACGGUGUUGGGCACAACGUGACGAUAUUAAGAUUGCCGCUGCCAAAGAAAGAGCAAAUCGAGAAGCCCGGCAUUGCGUGCGGCCUUACACCCGCGUUUUCCAUCGACAAUGAAAACCGAACGCACACGUUGGUCUGGGCCACUAUUGUGAUACAAUACAAUCCAAUCAUUCAGCGAUUAGGAGAUCAGUCGGUGAGAGUCGGAUGCUCCUUAGACGAUAGCGGCCUACCGGAACCGAGAAACGUGACCGUUCAUUCGAAUUUCUCUUUCGAGGAUCCAAACGCAGGCGUACCGCCGGUUGGGUCAAUUGUAGUGAACGUAUCAUCCGAGGUGCCAGUGAUUACGAUGAGAAUUCUCAACGAAGACAAUACGGACGCCGUCGUUACCCAAUUGGGGCAGAAGCUAACGCUCAGAAUUGAAAUUCAUCCCGUGAACGGAACUUACGACAUCGCAGCUGGACACCUAGUAGCUAGUAGUGCAUCCGGAGAAUCCUCGUAUCUUCUUUUGGACGAGAUUGGGUGUCCGACGGAUCCGGCGACGUUUCCCGCGCUGUUGAAAGAUCCAAUCGAUAACCGUUCUUUGAUCUCAACAUUUACUGCCUUCAAGUUUCCCGACAGUCAAAUUGUCCGAUUUAACGUCAUCGUCAGAUUUUGUAUCGAGGAAUGUGAACCGGCCACAUGCAGAGGAGGACAGCUCUCGUACGGCAGGAAGCGACGGUCGAUCGGGCCGGUCGAGGAGCCGGUCACCGCCGAGGUAACAGAAAUUUUCAGAAACCUCACGCCCGCGGAAUUACCGUUACAACUAUCUAUCGUCGUUCAAAGUCCAGUGAUAACAGCGGGCCAUUUAUCCAGGGAAAAUCCUGACACGCUGUUGAUCACCGGCGGAAAAUCUACGGACAGCCUUUUUUGCGUGGACGCGAGUCUAGCUCUAGGUCUACUGAUCUUUUGGUUGAUAAUUCAGAUUGUACUCACUGCCGGUUGCAUCAUAGCCGUUCGUCGCUACAGAAGAAUGGCCGUAGAGGCCGAAGAGGACAGAGCUGAGAUAUUGGCGAGACACCUUUAUGGCAUUCACGGAGGAAACUUCGAAAUUGCACGAAGGGUCAGGUGGGCCGACCGAAACGAUUCCUCGAUCGGAUGACAGAUUCUUUUUCCCCAUUUUUCAAACGCAAGGAUAACUUAGAUAUUAUAUAGAUUUGUGUAAAAGGUUUUAAAGUUAAAAAAAUGAAAAAAAAUUGUUACACUUUUAUAUAAGUUUCAAGUCAUAAAAUUUUUAAGUAAAGUAAUCAGUUACUUUUGACUUAUUUAUGUAAUAAUAGGAAAUAGUUUUCGUUUUUUAAGAAAUUCCAGUCAUUUUAUUGUAAAC